AUGUCGGGGCCAGACGAGCGCGAGCCCGGCGGCGGGGCGGCGGCCGGCGUGGUGGCGGCGGGCGCCGGGGGUCCUCUGGCGCUGGGGGAGGCGGCGGGGCCUGGCCCGGGGGCGCCGAGGAGCCGGGGCCGCCGCUCGGGGCUGGGGGCGGGCGCGGGGGGAGGCGGCGGCGGCGGGGGCCUUGUCCGGCAGCCAGAGCCCGGCGGCGACCGCGACUCCGACGCGCCGCCCAAGAAGCGACUGAAGCUGCCGGGCGGAGCCGAGGGAGGCGGCGGCGGCGGCGUCAAGCUGGAGGAGCGCCUCUACUCGGUCCUCUGCUGCACCGUGUGCCUCGACCUGCCCAAGGCCUCCGUCUACCAGGUGCGACCCGCGUCCUCCUCCUACACGUGUACACGCGUGUACGGGUCCCCUUCCCACGUGCCGGGUUCCUCUCCCUCCGCAAUGGUGGCAUUCGGGGGCGCGCACGGGGCUUGCAUCCCGCUGAACCUUUUGCCCCGGGGCGGGAAGGGCUACCUGGGGUGCAGGUGUUCGUGUGAACGCGAAGGUAAGCGGGAAUGCAGAGGAACGCGGGCAGCGGCGACCUUGUCGUGAACCAGGCCCAUACCUGGCUCAGUAGGGUCUCCACCCGUCUUUCCCAACCUCGGGUGGCCCCGGGGGUUGUUGGCCUACAGCUCCCUAGCCAGCAGGACCCGUGGUCCGGGAUGAUGGGAUAUGUAGUCCAACCCGAGGUUGGGAAACGCUUGGCAGGCAGCAAGGACUCUCUCCCAGCCUUACCUGCAGGUGCCAUGGGGAUUUGAACCCGGGACCUUUUGCAUGCAUGCUUGCAAGGCAUGGGCUGCCAAGCCUUGGCCCAUCAUGAAACGGCCCAUGUCAGUUGUGACUCGUGAGCCGCCCAUCUCAUUUCGCUCGUUUCAAACUUGUGGUCUCCACUGCCCCCAAUUGGGCUGGGUUAGGAGCUUUUCAAAAUGAGGGGAGAAAUGCAAGGAAAUGCUUGAAAUAGGAGAGAUGGAGAGAAAAGCACACUUUAAAAAAAUGAUAUUAAAUCCGCGCUUUCUAAGGAUCAUCACUUAAUAAUGCCGGUGGGUUGUCUCCUAAGUCAAGGUGUUUAGCUGAUUAUUCUUGCCUGACUGGUAUAAUAGUGGUGUGGAUCAGUCCCCUUCUCUUCCUCCCCCACCCUCUGCCCCUCCUUCAGUGCAUAUUCUGGGCGGAAUAGCCAGCAUCAUGGCAGGUAAGUACAGAAGUAGGGAGGCAGUAACCACUUGAAUCGGAGAGAUGUGCUUGUGAUGUGUUUUCUUGCAUUCUUUCAUUGUUCUUCCCACCCUCUUGCACAGAGAGUGUCCAUCAAAUAACGUACAUACAUUUUCCCCUUCCUAUUAUGCUGUAUUUCUGUAAGCCAUGCUGGAGAAAUCCCUAAAAUGGAAACAAUUAUCUAGUUCCACAAAUCAGACACGCCCACCUUGUUUUGCUUUGUCUGAGAUCUCCAUUUAUCCAGCGUUUGGGCAGGGUCACCUCAUACCUCUUCCUGUGUGCUGCUUGCUCCUGACUCAUUAAUUUAGCCUCUUGGGUGGCAGGUUUAGCUGCUGAUCUUUCAGCCUGUGGUAUAACUUGUUCUGCUCAUAAUUGCUGCUCUGAGCUUCCCUUCCCCCUAUGUUUUGGAGGAAGGGUGGGAUGUAAGUACAGUGGUACCUCGGGUUACAUACCCUUCAGGUUACAGACUCUGCUAACCCAGAAAUAUUACCUCGGGUUAAGAACUUCGCUUCAGGAUGAGAACAGAAAUUGUGUGGUGGCGGGGCAGCGGGAGGCCCCAAUAGCUAAAGUGGUACCUCAGGUUAAGAACAGUUUCAGGUUAAGAACGGACCUCCAGAACGAAUUAAGUUCUUAAGCCGAGGUACCACUGUAGUAAACUAGGAGUGAGAGUUGUUGGGAUGUAAAUGGUGAACUAGGAGUGAGCCAUUGUACAACUCCACUCAUCUACAGGGACUCCCAUUGCCCUGAAGUCAGGUUCAAGAAACCAUCAUCUCCUGACUCUGUUUUAUGGUAAUGUUCAAAGUGCUGGAUGGGACUUCGCAGUGUGUUGAUUCUUCUUGUUGCCACUGGCUCUGCAAGUCUCAUCUGCUGUGAUUCCUUAAGAUACUUUGCUUGCAUAUGAUGAGAAUUCCUCUCUGCUAUCUUUAUACCUAGUGAAUGUGUGCAUGAGUAUUGGAAGGAGAGCAGCCUGACAGCUAUAAAAGAGAGGCAGUCUCUUCUCUUUCUUCUCUUUGGCGAUCACUUGUAGUCGAGUAAGAUUGUGUUCCAUAAACACGGUUUUAAUGAGUCCAUAAGUGACUGUGGAGGCCAGUUCUGGAUCCACACGUCCUUCCACAGUGGGGACAUUGGUUUCCGGGCAGGAGUUGAUCCCGUUGUGGAUUUGCCAAGCGUGCCUUCCUCUUAGCACGUUUCUCCCUUGCGUCCUGAGUUUGAGUGUCUUCAAAGCCUGUGACACCUUUGGCAAACGCUGUUCUCCAACUGGGGCGCUCGCAGGCAAGUUUUUCCCAAUUGUUGUUUAUGCUACAUUUUUUUUUCUUUGCCUUGAGACAGCCUUUACACCUCUUUUGUUGACCGCCAGCAUUACGCUUUCCAUUUUUAAGUUUGGAAUAGAGUAGUUGCUUUGGAAGACGAUAAUCAGACAUCUGCACAGCAUGACCAGUCCAACAAAGUUGAUGUUUGAAGAAUCAUUGCUUCAACACUGGUGAUAUUUGCUUCUUCCAGUACACUGGCAUUAGUUCGUCUGUCUUCCCAAGUAAUGUGUAAAUUUUUUUGGAGACGCCAUUGAUGGAAUCUUUUGAGGAGUUGGAGAUGGUGUUUAUAAGUGGUCCAUGUUUCACAAGCAUACAGUAACGUUGGUGAUGAUCCAGCGAGUGAGUAAGAGAGGCAGUAGAGACACAUUAAGGGACAGUGGUGAGAAGACUGGGAAAGGUUCAGAGAGCCUCAUUUAGCCUACAGGUUGAAUGAAUUUUACAGGGACUGGGUUCCUACUUUCCUAUAUGUAUGAGAAAGAUCUGCUUGUCUUUCUCUACAGAAUUAGAGAUACUUACUAUCUUCACUUUUAAAACUGUGGCUUGCUUCUUCGUUUUCUUUUCCUUUUCUUCUCUUCUUCUUUUCUACCUACUUCCAAAGAUAUACCAGACCAAGCCCCCACCUCCUGUACCUAAAUAAGAACAUCCAGACUAUAACUUCCAAGUAGUUCCUCCCACCUUACAAAUGCACAAAACUUUCAGAAUUAGCUGCAAGGUACUAAAAUCAUCUCAACAAAAUUAAGCGUUGGCAUUCAUUUUCAAAGAGGUUAAGGGAUGUUGUUGGACUUCUGAUCAGAAAUGGAGAGGCCAGAGAAGUUGUAUGGACAUUAUAUUAAAAGUCCCAGAUCCUCUUGCUGGGGAGGAAGUCUGGUGUGUUGUUUUGGCUGACAGAUGUGCCUUGCUGUUCUGACCAAGAGAAUGCUCUGGGCUUCCUGAGCUCCAUGCAUAAAUUCAGGUACUGCUACCAGAUGAUGCUUUCUGCCUCUCUGUUUUGGUAAUGAAGAGCUCUGCAGUGUACACCAAAGCUUGGAGAAACCCCCUUCCCUGUUUUGCAAAGAUGUUAGCUUAAAGUGCUUGUUUAGCGCCUGCAUUAUCAGAACCUGCUUCCUUCCCCCCAUUUUUGUGCUCCAUUUAAUUCCUGCAAACAUUUUAGGGUAAAGAAGCCACAGAGGACUCUUCAGGCAGUCUGUGCAAACAAAUCAACAAUCAAAUGGACUUAUGUCCAGUUGUGCCUCUGUUGUUGGCUGUUCAGCUGCAUGAAAGCCUCCUGUUCUGUUCUCUCCCCUGCCCUCCCCCCCCCCACAAUGUUUGCACUUAAUUGGUGCAGAACAAGGACUCGAACUAAAAGAAGCCAAGUGUGAACCAGAAGCAUGGAACAUGUGACUUGCAGCAUGUGACUUGGCUUAGUUAAGUCCCUAAAUGCAAAGGUCAUCGCCUUGGUGAUGUUACACUUUGGUGGUUGCGCCCUAAUAAUAUCCGCACAGUGUUCUCUGCCUCACUGUCAAAUAAAGAGAUGUCAGAUGUACCAUCCCCAUAAUUCCUUGCUGAAAAACAGGACAGGAAUUGCAUUUCGUUUUUGGAAGAACAAGAUUAGUGUUAGCUUAACCAGUUUGAAAACAAGCUCAAGAUCCCAGGGAAGAAAAGCAUCAUUGUUGGUUGCAGCGCUAUGAGGAGAAGCACACAGGCAAUUAAACUCUGGCAGUGACAAUAAUGGAAGCAUUUUCUGUUAAUACAGUAUCUGUGUCUGGAGUCCAGUGGUUGUUGCAAUCAUAUGAGGCUCCAUGAUAAUUGAGAAGCUUCAGCCGAUACAGAAUGCAGUUGCUCGUCUCAGAUACCAAGAGAUGUGCAUAUAGUCAGCCUGUUCUGCAUCAGUUGUAACUGGUUGUCAGUUUGUUUCUGGACCCAGUUCAAGGUGCUGGUCUUGAUCUUGAAAAUCCGUGACCUUCAAGGGCUGUCUCUCCCCACAUGACACAUGCACACACACCCCUGCUAGGUGAGAUCUGAUAAACACUGCUUACCAUCCCAGCUCUGGCAGGUCAGGAGAAGGAUGACUAGAAGCUGAAUCUUAAAGUUUAUGAUCAUGGUGCCAAAGUUGUGGCACUUUCAAAGCCGAUCUACCAGCUGUCUUCUUGGAAGGACAGAGGCCGGGAGCCAGUCUGUCCAAUGACCAUCAGCCACCUGCUAAAGUUAACUGGCCUUCCUUUCUAAGGUUGUCUAUCACCAACCACUGUGUGGGAAGGAUUCUGUUGACUUAUGUCUUGAAUUUUUUUAGUCAUUUUUUUGUUUGUUUGUUUAUGCAUUUAGAUGUUGUUUGUAAGCCACCUUCAAAUAUCCUGAAAGGCAGGACACAAAUAAUUAUAAUAAAUUAUGCAAAAGUUCCAGGACCCGCUGACCUAUUAUUCCUGAUUUAUGAUGUCCAUCUUUUAUGGGUUUUUGUUAGUUCUGGUUGUUCUUUUUCAAUUAUUUGAUGUUUACAACUUUAGUAAAGGCUUUGUGUAAAUAUUUUAUCUAAACUAAGAAUAAUUGCCUCAUUUUGCCAUUCUGUGGUUUGAGCCUCAGAACUAAGUGUCAUAGAUUUGUAAAUAGUUGUUUCCACUCUUUUCCAUACAACAUUUUCCGUACAGUUGGGGAAGCAAGUAAAAGCUGGUGUUCUCUUGCACACUGGGGGGAUUGUAACCUAAGCAGCGAAGGAUAGUGGCUGGUACCGAGGAAGACGUUUAAGAAAGCAUACUACUUGUGUUAAAGGUUGCAAAAGGAAGCAGGGUUCCCGGAAAGGUCAGUUCAAAGUUGUCUGUGGCUGCUCCAAGCCCAGGAAUGUAUUCUUGCAGCUUCAUUUGAGAAGACUGGGGAUGAGCCAUAGCUCAGUGGUAACAGUUCACGCAAAAGGUCUGAAACCCCUGGAGUCUUGUCUACUUCACAGUAUAGACCCAGGACCCAUCUUUAGUACAUUUAGGGAAGUCUCUUUUUAACUGCUUGUUUACCAUAUAUUUACAGUAUCUGAUGCUAUUGCUGUUGUGUGUUCCCACCUUAGAAGAAGUCACAAUGCAGCCGUGGGGUGUCCUGACCCACCAGUUGACGACCAGUGCCCAGAUUGUUGAGCAAUCAGAGCUGAGGAGAGGAAGAGGGUUUUACUGCAAAGCUCCUUCCCAUGCAAAUUGUGCAACAUAGUUCAAAAGAAGCAGCUUAGAAACAGGAAGGGGCUAUGCCCUGAGAGUGUAAACAGAUUUGUUGCAGGUUACAGUCCUGGCUGAAUCCUUGAAUGCUUGAAUGCUUUGAGUCUUCAGGAAAACUUGCCCUUCCCAAAGAGCUUCAGUGUCAGAAAGAAUUGUGUAAUAAGUGCCAUUUAUAUAACUCAUACUAUGAUGUGCAAAUGCUUUGGAAGAUUGUUUUGUAUUCACAGCAGUCCUGAGAGCUAGGUGGUUGCAAAUAGAAAUACAGUAUGCAGAUAAUGGCAUAUUUUGCAGGCAGCAGAACUGAGGCCGAGAGACUUGCCUAUUAUAGUCCAGUGUAUCUGUUGAUUCUUUCACUGAAUAGGGGUUUGCGCCCCUGCCUAAAUGCUGCAGGAGCCUACAGAUGUUGUCUAGACUCAGAAAAAGAGGGGAGAGGUUUCUUGAGUGCCUUCAGCUUAGAAAAUGGCAGAAGCACUUCUACUGAGUUAUUCCCUCCCCCAACUCAGGGUUUGCUACAGUAGUAAGCAUAGGCCUUGGCAGCUGUGUGGGCUUGUUGAGAGGUUAGUUUGUCAGGACUUGGCGUUUCAUGAUCAUCUUGCAUUCAUCAUUUUUCUCUGAAAUGUUUCUAGGAAUUCUGCCUGUCUGCCGCAGCUCUUGUGCUCUGCUCUGCUGCCAGGUAGAUGGAUUCAGGGUUUAGACUGAACUUCCAGGAGGUGACUGAAAGGUCUCCCAGGCUGCCAGAAGCAUCUGUAACCUUGCAUGAGUGUCUGAAGGGAAUAUGUCUCGAUAGACGAAUGUAGUCAGCCUCUCCUUAACUUGACAUGUUACUUUGAUCAGUACGGUUCUUGGCAUGAUGCAUCUAUCCUUCUUUACUUGGAGUAUGUUUUAUGCCCCAUUUUCCUGUCCCAGUUUGUUGUAUGCCCAUGUCUUCCAGCUGCCACAGUCUCUUUCCAGGCCCACAUGCGGUUGAUUAGUAAAUGAAGAGGAGCAGCUAAAGGCAAGGGGUUCUCAGACAGAUUUAUUUAAGCUACUUGCCUCCCUCCCCUUUCUCCAAGUAGCCUGCAGCUGGCAUUUUAGGAACUCUAUGUGGUAGGUUGGGCCAAGGGAUAGUGACUUGUUGAAAUCAUCUGAGUGAAGUUUGAACCCGAGGUUUCCACACUGAAACCCCUGACUACACCUGGGUGGCCUAAACAGAGCUAUUGUGUGCCCCUGCUUUCCCCCAGCCGUACUGUGAUGUCAGAUCCUGCCUGGCUCUGUUAGUGAUGCUGUCCCUGGUGACUUCAUCCUGUUAAGAGGUUGUGUGCCUCUGCAAUAUACUUGACCUUCUUUACUCUUUCAUUAGUAGAAACCCCAUACCUAUUGUCUGAUGAUUGCCUAGAUUAAGGUUAUCAGAUUUUUUUCAAUGAAUCUGGGGACACUUUUCAACUCCAAUGGAUUUUGUAUGGGGACUGAUUUGUAAAUCCAGGGCCUGUCCCCAGGAAACGGGGACGUCUGGUAACCUUAGCCUAGAUGCCUCUUUGAGAAUCCUUGGGUGAAUGACAUCAUGCCCACCCUGCUAACUUAAUGUAGUAUACUGAAUGAGGGUCAGUAAAUGGAGACUCAGUCCACACUGUAGUCCAGCAACAUCUGGAGGCCAAUGGGGUCAUUAGCCAACCCUGCUCUAAAGAAUUAGGUUUGUAGUUUGGGGGUGCUCUUGGACCUAGUACUGUUGCUGGAUACAUAGGUGGCCUUCUUUCAUCGUCUUAGGGCUGUGGUUGAUAGAUCAGCUUGAUAGAAACGGCGUUGCCGCCAUUGCCCGCAUUCUGUCAUCACCGUUUUGGAAUACUGCAAUGCGUCAUGUGUGCGGCUGCCUUUAAAAAACCCUCCAGAUGUUUCAGUUGGUUCAAAAUAGGCAUCAUGAUGGUUAAUAUUAUGCUCUGUCACCUGCACUGGCUGCCAUUCCUCGACCCAUUUCAUAAUGCUGGUAUUAAAGUCAAAAACAGGUUGUGGCCAAGGAGUGCCAGCCUCCGCCCAUAUAUGCCCACGUGUACCAUAAUAUCGUCUUCUGAGGCCCUUUUCUGGAUGAUUCUGUCGGAUGAAAACCUUUCUUAAUUUCCCCAAGCUUUUUAGUCCUUCAGUUUUAAAAAUAGAUUGCCUUUUUUAAAAAAGAUGUUUGCAAUACUGUUGGUUUUGCUUUGGCUUUGGCUUUAUUCUGUGGCUGUUUUCACAUGGUUUUAUCCUUGUAUUUUAUGGUUCUAAACUGGGUGGCUAACCCAUGACCCUUGAUAUAUUGGUGGACUAUCAUUUCCAUCAUCCCUGAUCAUUGACCAUGCUGAUGGGAGCUGUAUACUGACAGCAUUUGGAGGGGCCACUGUUUAACUGGGAGGGCUCCUAGUACAUUUCCGAGCACAAUUCAAAGUGUUGUUGAAUUUAAAGUGACCUUUAAAGCCCUAAACGGCCUCUGUCCAGUAUACCUGAAGGAGCGUCUCCACCCCCAUCGUUCUGGCCGGACGCUGAGGUCCAGCACUGAGGGCCUUCUGGCGGUUCCCUCGCUGCAAGAAGCCAAGCUACAGGGAACCAGGCAGAGGGCCUUCUCGGUAGUGGCGCCCGCCCUGUGGAACGCCCUCCCAUCAGAUGUCAAAGAGAUAAACAACUACCUGACAUUCAGAAGACAUCUUAAGGCUUCUUAAGGUUCAGGGAAGAUUUUAAUGUAUGACAUAUUAGUGUAUUUUUGGUCUCUGUGGAAGCCGCCCAGAGUGGCUGGGGAACAAAUAAUAAAUUAUUAUUAUUAUUAUUAACCUGUUUUGUGAACCACCCUGAGAGUGCCUGCUAUUUGGCAAUGUAGAAAUGGAGUUAGCAAAUACAUAAAGGCUUUGUUUACAGGUCACUUGUGAAACCUUUGUUACACCAGUGUUCCUGUUUAAGGCAGAGUGUGUGGCGAUGUGUAUAUUUGGUGCCAAGGAGGAUUUUGACUUAUUGCUCUAGUUUCUCUCUUUAAUGAAUUCCUGGCCAAUACAGUCAGGGGAAUUCAUACUGGUCUUUAAAUUGAGCGGAAAGUGGUUUUGUGAAUAUUCAGCCCCUCUGCACAGAGUUAUUUAUUUGUAUUUGUCCUGCAGGUGUUGUGCCUUCAUUUUACUUCAGCCUACAGACCACUUGGUUUGGAGCAACUGCUUUGAGGUAUUUUCUGUUAUGCUGUUACCUACUUAGGAGAAAUGGCUCCUUGCACAGGAGGCAGAUGGAGCCCUCCAUUCCUAACAGGAAAAGAAAAAUCAGGUUUCUGUUCUGGGAGUUGUAGAACAUUAGGGAGACAAUGAUGGAGAGCUAACUGAAUCUAGAUCCCAUUUGAGAUUCCCUUUAUGGUGGUGGCAAAAAGAUAUCAGUCUUUUAUGUUACGGGUAUAUUAGUGGAAUCUCAUCCAGCAGAGCUGUUGCGUGGUGCCUUCAGGGUUAGCAGUGACCCUGGGCAGGCAGAGUUUACAAUGCUUGCAUGGUCUAAGCUAUUUAUUUUCUAUCUGUGCUUGAAGAAGAGACCUGUAAAUUGACCAGCAACAAUACUGGGCCAGAGGGAGAUGCCUGCUGAAGUUGCUCAGACUAAAGCAGUGUUUUUCAGUGUUGAGUCCCAAAAUGUCAGACUACAACUUGCAUUACCCCCAGGCAGCCUCACCAGUAGUCGGGGAUGAGGGCAGUUGUAGACUUAACAAUGCCUUAGAGGUUUUCUUACAAUCAAGUGGUAUAUAAAUCCCAAGAGUAGGAAAUAUCUCCCAAGGAAGGGGGUAUGGCUGAGGAAAAUGCAGAGUUCAGGUAUGUUUGCUUUUUAUUUAAAUUUUUUUAAGUGAUGUAAAAAGCAUCACACACCUCUCAUAUCUCUGCACAAGUGCCAGCAGACAUUGAUGAGUCUGAAGGAAGGCAGGCUAAAGGAAUCCAAGAUGGAAGCAGUUGGCUGGGUGCUGAAUUAUUUUGGUCCCUUCCGUCCAGCAUUCGUGUAUAACUGCACCUGUACUUAGCCUUGUAUGUGACUUAUGAGACAAACUGGUGAAAGAGGCAGUGAAAUGAUGAUCUAUGGCUUUUCAUGCCUCCCCCCCCCCCUUUAUUGGCUGAGAUUUAUAGGUAGCAGUCAUUCCAACAUCUGGACUCCACCAUCCUAGCUUGUAGGUGCUGUUACUGACAGCCACUUCCUGUGUUGAUGCGAAAGUAUAAUUGCUCUGUUUUUCUCUAAUUAGGGUUAUGAAGCACCAUGUGGUGUUUUGAGUGAGAAUAAACGGGAAAAACCAGGCUCUUGUUUCCCGAGCCGCCUGCCACCUCCUCCUCAUGAGGACUUGGAAAGACAGGUCUGUUAAAUGCAGGGCACAAUUGUGCUUCCAAGGCCAAAGCCUUGUUUAUUAAAAGCCCCAUAAAGGGAUCAUUCAGUGAUGUUCUUUUGGUUGUUAUCCUUCACCUGGUUUUGCGUUAGGGCAGAAAAUAUAGUGAUGUUUGUGCAUUAGCAUUGCUGUGAUAUGAAAAUAGCAUAAAAUAGUGACGGAGUAAAAGGAGCUCCUUGGAAGAAAAGAUUGUAUAUCAGUCUGGUACAUUAAAUAGAUUAUUGCCUAGACUCACAGUAGUGGUUUGCAAACCUGCCCUCAAAUUCUGAGUAGUGGGAUUUUAUCCAUGUGCACAAACUCAUCAGGCUCAGAUUGGAAACUGCUAAAUAUGUAUGUAGUAAGCAAUAGAAUUGUCUGAACCUCUUGUAGGUAGGUAUCUUACAGCACAGUCCUGUUCACAUUCACUCAGAAAUAAGUCUCACGGUGUUCACUGGGGUUUCAUCCUAAAGAAGUGUGUCUUUGGAUUGCAGCUGAAGUGUAGGGUGGUCUAUGCAGAUCACUUUUCUUCUUUGAGGAUGGUCUGUAUCUGAAUGAAUGGGAGGAUAAACACACUUGAGAUGGGUCUCUUUAAGUUGGCAAGAAAUUAAGGAAGGUGGAUAAAAGAGGCAUCUCUGUUAUCAGAUGUUCUGCACUUGACUAGAUGACUCCCAGCUGUAUGUUUGGUGACUGUAAGUAAACUGUACCUGUUGAGACUGAUUGCCUGAGGACAGCAGGCUUGCCUAGCCUGAAUGUAUUUGGCCGAUUUGAAGGCACAACUAUUUUUGGACAGUGUUGUACAGUCUUUCUCACCUCAUUUGCAGCUUACAAAAUCACCUUCAGGUCCCUGAGUUGUGUGGUGGGCUGAGGACAUGGUCCUCCGCAUGUUUGAAAGGAAUGCUUCUCGGGUUCUUGCUCUGGAACACUUUACGAUUGGACCGCGUUGAGCUUGCAGAGUGGCUGGGUCUGAACCAAGUAUGCUGGCCUUGGGCCAUGGUUGCUUACAUAGAGAGGAGAACUGUAUUCUAAGUCAUUUCCAUCCUGCUCUUUUUCUCACUAGAGGUGGCACCCCCUUCAUUUUGUAUUUUUACUUAGGAAUGCAAUGAUUAUUUGCUUCUUGAGCAAAUAAAUUUUUUUAAGGUGUAGAAAAAUGGGGGAAAAAUUGAAUUGGGAACUGUUUAGAAGAGAAGAAGAAGAAGAAUUUGGAUUUGAUAUCCCACUUUAUCACUACCCUAAGGAGUCUCAAAGUGGCUAACAAUCUCCUUUCCCUUCCUCUCCCACAACAAACAGCUGCAUGUGGAGGAGCGGGGACGCAAACCCUGUUCACCAGAUUACAAGUCCACUGCUCUUAACCACUACACCACACUGGGAAGUUUUUUAAUGUUUAAUGUUGUAUUGUGUUUUUAAUAUUCGGUUUUUUAAUAUUCGGUUGGGAGUCCGUCCAGAGUGGAAACCCAGCCAGCUGGACGGGAUAUAAAUAAUAAAUUAUUAGUAGUAGUAUUAGUAGCAUUAGUAUGUAGGCAAGGAAGAAUGGAAGUAUAAAUGACAUAAGCUACGUAGAACUCAAGCAUGACACAGGGAUUGAGUGAAUCUUCUGCAAUUCUAGAAAACCUCUGAAGUUCUGGUUUUCCUUUUACUCACAGUGUACAAACGGUCACUUGAUGUGUGCUGGGUGCUUCAUCCACCUGCUGGCAGAUGCCCGGCUGAAAGAGGAGCAAGCCACUUGCCCAAAUUGUCGCUGUGAGAUCAGCAAGAGCCUCUGCUGCCGAAAUCUUGCCGUAGAGAAAGCAGUGAGCGAGCUGCCGUCGGAGUGUGGUUUCUGCAUGCGUCAGUUUCCUCGCUCUCUUUUGGAGAGGCAUCAGAAAGAAGAAUGCCAGGACAGGUAAAGGGCUCUUCUUGCCAUUUGCCGAAGAGUUACUGUUGAAUCCAAGGCAGUUUGCUACGAUGGGAUGGGCAGGAAUGGUGCCGACAGGAAAAAGGGGCACUCCAUCUAGUCAUCAGCGAAAUUGGGGUUCUGUGCUUAAUAUGUAUUGUACAAGUCAUCUUUUGCAGGAAUGCUCUUGGUUUUUUGUGUGUGUGUGUGUGUGUGUGUGUGCGCACGCGCUACCCAUUAUACGGUUCCAUAGAAAACUGUAGGGAGAUAGUGAUGAUGAAUAUUAUGAGCAUUUAUGUUGCUUACUACAUAAAAUGCCUCAAAGCAAUUUACAGUUAUAAAUGCAUGCAAAAUACCAAAAAAAAUAAAAUAAGAUCGAAAAGAUUAAAUAACAUUAAAGAUUAAAAGUGUUCAUACUUCAGUAACACCAAAAGGGUGACUCCAGCCCUGCCCAACUGUAAGAUGAAAGCCAAUACAAGGCUUAGGGUAUCAUCAUACCGGAGGGCCCCAAUUAAAAGCCAAAUGCCAGGGUAAAUAGGCAAUGUCUUUGUUCAUGACGGUUUCUCCAGUUUUGAAAUGGACCCACAGGUACAAAAAGGUUGGCAGCCCAUGAUUCAGGGUGCCAGAGCAGGUGGUAUAAAGACCAGUGGCCUUGGCCACGGGGGCGAGAGGAAUGGUCAUGUAAUGAGAUGACUUAAAAUGUCUGGUCUUGUUCUUCAGUGAUGAAACAUUUUAUUUGUGUCAUAUCAACAAGCCCCAUCCUGGCGAUGAAGGCACAGCUUUACUGUUCUGAUACCUGUUACUAACAUCUGUGCUGGGAAGCUGUGGUCAGUGCAGCAGCCCUGAGGGAGAGAAAGGGGUCCGGUAGUUUGUGAAUCUUUCAUAUCAAGGGUUGGAAUUCCAGGGUCCUUUCCUUUGUGUGUCAUUUUUUGGGACUACUUUUUGCCGCAAGCAUUGCUGCACAGUGUGCCACCCCACCUCCAUCCGCCCUGGCAUCCUACUCGAAACAGCUGCUCAUUUGAGUUUUGCCCUCCUUUCCGCCUGCAGAGUUACUCGGUGCAAGUACAAGCGGAUUGGGUGCCCCUGGCAAGGCCCUUUCCACGAGCUGACCGUACACGAGGCAGAGUGCACACACCCAACAAAGACGGGGAAUGAGCUGAUGGAGAUUCUGGAUGAAAUGGACCAAACGCAUAAAAAGGAGAUGCAGCUGUACAACAGCAUAUUUGGCCUGCUCAGCUUUGAGAAGAUUGGCUAUACAGGUAAUUGCUGGGAUUUGAUCAGGCUAUAGAUGAAAAGAGCUUUUGUGAUUGAUGCUGGGUUGCUUAUUCCUUGCUUCCCCCCCCCCCCUUGGUACAUUAGUGCCAUUUGUCUAUUGAUAGUCGUAUUUCUCUUAUGCAACAGUUAUUAAUUUGUUUUCAUUAAAUAAACAUGCAGCAACUGUUCCUCUAGAGCAGAAGAGCGAGACUUUGCUGAUCAGACAGGGCUACAGCACAAAAUGUCUGCCCCAGGAAACCUCCUUGUCCACUUGAGAGUUCAGGUUUAAGGGUGAACCUCUGUGUGUGUGUGUGAAAUGUUUUACAUGAUGCUGAGGGCCUGGGAAGAAAAGUGACCGGGUGUGUGUGUGUCACAAGCUGCACGGUCUGUGCACAGCUUCUGGUCCCUGAGCCACGCGCUCAGAGGCUAUCUUCUUGAGCAGAAUUGACUGCUUCUUUGGCAUUCUUCUUUGCUGAUUAUUCCACUGUGCAGCAUUGAUGUCGCGUGGAAGAAGGACCUUUCAUAGCUGCAGGUAAGGCGUUGUAGUUGCAUUUGUGCCAGGCCUCAGACUAAGGCCUAAGACCAGUGUUGGUUCUGCUGCUUUGUACGGGGUUGGGGAUAGUGGGCGGGGGGGACGGGACAGUGUUUUAAUAUUGAGUGCCCUUUGUCAGUCAUCUAGUUUGGUUGGGAAUCUGGUGUAUUAAUAUCUGGUGUAUUUAAUAUCUGGUGUAUUACAACUUAGGUUGUAAACUCUACAUGAAAUCUGUUCUUUGCGAAAUGAAGUAUUAUUGCACCUUCCAGCUUAAGUUUUGAUUACUAUUCAGAGAGUUGGUUGUUCAUGUGGUUGCUAUACAUAUUUUGAAAACUUUGGGAGUUUUCCAUCCAACCCCUUUUCCAAAGAGGUUGAAACAUUGUCAUCCUUUCCUGAUGUGGAGCCCUUUCCUGGUUUUCUUGACCUAGCAGCAAAGUGUUUUCCCCCUUAAGUGGGGGAACCAUAAAGGUAAAUCUUCAAGGUUAGGGAGGAGGCUGUCAUUUUAUCCUGAUAGAACUAAACUGCUUUUCCAGGUAAGCCUCUGACUCCGUUGGUAUGACUCCUGAAGUAGGCUUGGCAACAUGUUCAGCAUAAUGUGUGGGGAAAUCACUGUUUACUGAUUGGGGGUGGGAAAAUAGAUACUGAAACCUCCUUUGUUUUGCUGUAAAUGUUCACCUUUCCUGCAGAGAGGACCUGAAUGAGUUUACCCUGUUGUCUCCAGUCCUGAGAAGUAGUGGAUUUUCUCUGUUGCCCCAGGAAGUGCUGCAACCUGCAAAGAGGAUUUUGCUUGUCUUGGCUAAGUUAGAAAAGGUGCUUGGAGCUUGAAAAAGCAAAGCGACAAUAAGAGUCCUGGUGAACUUGGGACGUGGAGCAAGGUGGCCAGAUGCCUCCCUCCUGAGAAGUUCCUUGUUGUCCGGGCAAAGCAGCCGGAAUUGGGGGUGGCAAACAGUUCAGUUGGACACCCUGGUGGUGCCAGAUCUGAGAACCGCAAGGAAACGGCUCUACUGAAGAGCUAGGCAGUGCCUGCAUGGCAGUGCUGAGGGCAAGGGUGAUGGGUUCAACCUGCACAGGUUGAGAGCUGGCUGCUGAGGGUAGCGCUCACCUGCCCAGUGUCCUUGAACGCUGCGCAGCCUCUGCCCAUGAGAGAAGAGGGGUGGAGAUCUUCCUCUGCUUUAGAAAAGAGGCGGCCUCUGUCCAGAGAGGCUGUCGCUGCUUGACACGGAGAGAUCAAAAGUGCUGAGUCGGGCUGAUUGUGUGGCUUGAAUAACUCCAUCACCUCCUUUGUCCAGGUGUUGCUGCCGUUCCCCGGAAACACCGAAGAAUGCAAAAAUGUACACAGAGGUUCCCUGUCCCUGAGUUUCUGUGAGAUUCCAUGGGUUUUGUACACCAAAGACUUUUAAAACACUGAGCCAACAAUCUUGAUAUACUUGAACAAAACACAGCACUUCGUUGCACUGUGGACUCUGCUGGAGAAGGGUUUUAAGAGACUGACACUGGACUUGUGCUAAAUUGGAUAGAGCUUUCAAUGAUUCAGUGUACUGUUCUCUGUCUUUCAUGUAUCUAACCCCAGGAUUUUCUGCACUGUGUGAAAACCUGAAGGCUUUCUUCUUCAUCCACCCCACUCCCUGUUUCUUGGUUUGCAUUGUGGUGAUACCUAACUGUGCCAUCUACAGAUCUGUAUCGUUAAUGCCAAUAAAAUAAAGGUGCUGUGUUACAUGAACUGCAUUGUCUGACUUGGUUUUUAUGCACCCGUAUGUUGUUAUGGACACUCAUAAUGAAUCUGGAACCAGCGGCCUUUCCCCUACAAUUCUGAAUGGCACUUGAGUUGGCUUCGCUGCCUGUCAGUGGCCCAAGAAUUCUUAAUCGGGUACUUGAAGAGGCCUCCAGUGUGGUGCUGCAAAGGGUCUGGCCUUAGACCUAAAGUCUGAAUUUUAGAGCUGUGAUGUGAUUGUGCGCCACAAGCCGCUGCUGGUGGCCUCUUGAGGAAAUGCUCCUUAUUCAGUGGGGCAGCAUCAUGCAAAGAAUGGAGGGCAAGACCAGAAGACUUGAAGAUGCUUCGGUGAUAGCACCUUCCAUGUCCUGCGAUAAACGAACGUGGAGCAGAAAUCCUCUUGCUUCCAGAUGCCUCCCAUCCUGGAGUGGUGAUUUUUGGAUUGGUUACUCCUGACGCUCCCGCAGGGUUCCUUCAGGCAGUGUGGCUCCAGACAGACAGCUUCGUAGUAACAGUGGUUGCAUUGUUCACAUUUGAGCUUCCUUGCCACUUCUCUUCCUCCCUCCCCCCUCCCCCCCCACAAACUUAAGCAAUGAUGAAACUGUGUAGUGGUUUUUAAGUGUUAAAAUGCAUUGAUGUUUUAUCUCAUUUUCUCCUCUUCCCUACUCCCUUCCCUCCAAGAAGCCAAGUUGCUUCUCCCCCUAACUAGCUCUGAAUGGCUACUCUCACCCUUGUUGUCUCCUUACGUCCUGGCAAAGAAGGCCCCUCACAGUAGCUACAGGUAACUUGAGCUUUGUUUUUUUCUGCUGCCAGCUUCUCUGGUUUAACUGUGUGUCUCCUUUCUUCCACACACCCCCAACCCCCUUCUUCUCGCUCUCUUGCAGAGGUUCAGUUCCGUCCUUACCGAACAGAUGACUUCAUCACCCGCCUCUACUACGAGACUCCGCGGUUCACGGUGCUGAACCAGACCUGGGUAUUGAAGGCUCGAGUUAACGACUCGGAACGAAACCCUAACUUGUCGUGCAAGCGGACUCUCUCCUUCCAGCUCAUUCUCAAGAGCAAGAUCAACUCCCCCAUGGAGUGCUCGUUCCUGCUGCUCAAAGGACCUUACGAUGACGUGAAAAUCAACCCUGUGAUCUAUCACUUUGUCUUUACCAACGAGAACAACGAAACGGACUACGUGCCGCUCCCCAUCAUAGACUCUGUGGAAUGUAACAAAUUGCUGGCAGCCAAGAACAUCAACCUGCGUCUCUUUAUAUUCCAGAUACAGAAGUAAGCGUAAAGCAAAGCUUGGCUUUUCCAGGAGUGACCGAGAGAGAGAAUGAGAGGGCGAGAGAGAAAAAGCGUGCACCACUGAACCAGAGUUACCUCGAACGGCUGCCUCGACCCCUUUAUGAUUCCACAGUUAUUUGAUUAUUUUAAAGAGAACAUUUUGCAUGUGUGGUAUACAACAGCUUUGACCGGCCGCUGCCUUCCUCGUCUCUCUCUCCAUCUCUGCCAGGAAUAGGCGACUGGGGAACCGGCUCGGUGCAGGGUACUGACGAGGCUUGAGAGCAUCAAGCUGGCAACCACCAAUCAAUACAUUGUGAAAAGGCUGCAUCUGUGUCAUGAUUGUGUGUGAUCUCCACAAUGUAGUGUCAGGGCGGUUGGGUGGCGGUGUUAAGGUCCUUCACUGUGUCCUUCUGACCUGGUGGGGAGACAUUCUGGCUUGAAUAAUAGUAGCAAGAACUGGGUAGAAUCUGGAAGUGGUGGGUUCUGUCUUAGAUUUACUGGAAUAAAACAAAUGGGAGAUUCUCAGAUAACCAAGUCAUCUUCAGAGACCCCCACCCUACCCAGGCAAGGGGCUUUUUGCCAGGCUCCUUCUAACUGGGCUAAAAUGCCACAUUCUAACAAGUUCUGUAGAGAGGGGAGAUAAUAGCAUAUUGGGUGCUUUGUGGCAUGAAUGAGUAGCCGGCUCACCAAUCUUCCAUUUGUGUAUCAGUAGUUCAAAUCAUCUCCCCCCCCCAGCUUUUUCCGUACGGUUGAGCUGCCUGCUGGUGAAGAAGCAUUUGAAAUGAAGUCAGGAUUAAUAGAAGGUUAAUGAUGACAGAUGGAAAAGUUGCUGGCUCUUCCUUUCCGGCAGGAAGUAGCAUCCUCAACAUGGCUUGAAUUGCGCUUCGCGAGGAGAGAAUCCAGAGAGGUCCCGGCGUUGCCCUGUUCCUUCUGUUCCACCCCAGUCCCCCCCACCAUCAGGCUUGAGAUCUUGACAGACUAGAUAGGAACCUACAUAGAACUGACCCAAAUCAGUGCAGACUUCUCGGAAUGCAGGGUGAUUUAUUCUGUCUGUUUUGGGAACUUUCCCAAUACUUUGAAAAAAAAUCUUUCUUUCUUUCUUGUGCAAAUGAGUUAACAGGCUCUUCUAGUAAUUAUGCAAUUUUACAAUGUGAUUUUAUGUAUGUAAUAUAUAUAUAUAUAGAUAUAUGGAUGAGGAUAGCGUGGCCGUUCACCAAAUUUCAACGAGAUCUACAGGGAUAUUUUGCUUGAUGCUCUUAAACAUAUUUUUAACUGGGGUGGGGGGAAUUGGUGGUGGAUGAAGACUGUAUCAUGAGGAACUAAUAGGUUACGUUGCACAUCCAAGAUGAUUUUCUUCCCUCUCCUUUUGACUCCUUCCCCCUCAUCCUCAUGCCAUUUUUUAUUUAAAGGAAGCUACUUUUGGUGGCAAUGUAUGCUUUAUAUGGACUAAUUGGAUCAGGUAUGUUUUUUAAAACGUGAGAAUUUGCUGCAGGUGCUGUCCUCCUUGGGACUUACUGCUGUUAAAAGGGUAGCAAAGCAGUCCCCGUCCCCACCAGUUUUAAUGUCCUCCUUUUUCCCUUCAGCCUCCUGGUCACAGUGGUGGCAGGUGGUAGUCAAAGAAGCGUUUUUAGAAAUGUGGGGAAUUAGUCUGCGAUGUCCCAGGAGUAGGCUGGUCUGUUGUCACUGUGACCCACCAAGCUAUGCGCGGCCCACCAGCUGCACACUGUGCCAUGCCAGGUAUGUAGACACCCGUCUUGUGUUUGUCCUGGCAGGGCAGCAAAAGCUCCUGGUGACUGCCUGGGCCACAUUCAUUUUAGCAGGCCACAUGCUCUUGGGAGUCCCAGAGUAGGAGAAUGUCAUAGCAUGUGUUUAGAAAAAGUAAAGUGCCCAAGGAUAACGAGAGCUGAAGGUUGGCAAGCUGUUUAGCAGGAUGUUCCAGCUGAUGGCAUGUUAAACUGUUCAGGAAAGGAGUUGCCCCAUAUUAUAUUAGUCCUGUCUGAUGGGAAUGUGAAGGCAGAACUUCUUUCCUGAACAGCAUGGGUGGGAUACAUGGAAUAUCUGAAAAAGUUGUGAGCUUCAGAGGAAGAGCUUUUCAGACAUGCAUACAGCUGUGGCUUGUUUGUUCGUUUUAGCUGGUGAUUAGGAAUUAUUGACCAACUAGGCAGGGUUUUGUUUUUGUUUUACCAGUUGAGGGUUGCCAAAGCCAAAAUUAUGUCUCUCUUGCCCUAAGGUGUUUUAAUUGCAAGGACUCUGAACCAGGAACUAGUUCUUAAGAGCUCCACAAAGCAGGCUGCAUGCUAAAGCCCCCCUUCCAGGCAACUUCUUGUAAUGGGCGCUUUUGAGAAUUGGCAGCCUGGAAGAUCGGCCUUUGAAAUGGUCUGUGAAGGGCAGCACACUUGCUCAAAACACUUGGUACAAGAAUGCCCCUUAGAUGCCUGUGUGUGCAUGCAACUGUCUUCCUUGUAUUUGGGAAUGCAAACCAGCACUGAGCACUUUCUCAGGUAUUUGGAACGAAGAGGCUGUCUCUGGGCUCAAGUGCAGAACAUGUGGAUUGAGGAAGCUUGCAGCUUGUCCUGACGUGGAUGGCAGGGAACUAAAGCUCAUGGAUCCUUUUAUUGUGGAGCAGAUUUCAAGACUGCGGCCUCUAAAUAAUAGCCAGAAUUUGCACAUCACUUAAUCCUUAAACUGGAGCAGGUCUAGACUUGAAAUAGUUCUUCCCUACUUUACUCGUGUGCUGUGGUUGCUCUGGAAAUAAAUGCACACACCAAAAGUUUUACUUGUAAAAGGAGCUUAUGUAUACACUAAUGCAGAGGUUAGAAAUCUGCUCGUCAUGCUUCCAGGGACUGGCUUCAGCAUUAACCUUAACUUAUGAGUAGAAGUGAUAUACUAGGAAACUGCAGAAGAAGGAAUGCUUUCAAUGGGCCUGCCUUUCCUGCAGCCCGUCUCUGGAAGGCCGUAGGAAAGCUCAGACCUCAUCCUCACGUAGAUUGAAAAGGCAACAUCAGUUCCCACAAAGGCUAGCAAUGGAAAAUAAAAGUGCUGAUGAUGCCUAUGUCCAGAGCUUCCCAGACCCUGAUGUUUGGCAUGCGGUCAUGUAACUUGGAUGCAAGAGCAUCUUUGGGAGUAGCUCUUACCGGUCGGAUGUUGGAAGAGCUACCGUGGUAGUUAGGAGGAAGGUGUUCUUAGCAGGACUUCAGACCCCUCUGGUAAGAAAUGAAACACAAUCCUGGGGAUGGGAAGAGAAGGAAGAUGAGAUUGUGAACCAUCUUGUCCAAUAGGCAGUACUGUACCUCUCUCUGGAGGAACACCAGUGGAAAGAGGGGUUUGCUUGGCAUCCCACUUGGGUGUGGGAAGCGAAAUGGGCUUGAUCCUUGAGAUUCAGAACAUGGCAGACCGAGUGGAGCCUCUUCCACUCCCUCCCUUUGGAUCCUACCAGAGAACACCUGUCCAUAUUUUCAGAAUGCACUUGAGAGAUUGAGGAUUGGGCAGUCCUCCCAUAGGAUGGUAUUCAGAUUUGUUUUACUUGGAGCAGACCUGUUUAAAUUCAUGGGUCUAACCUAGUUAUGUUCUUUAAUUUCAGUGGGUCUCUUCUAAAACUUAGUUGAAUGCUACCCAUGGAGUCUUCCAUGUGUGGACUUUUUCUACUGGGUCAUCUGUAUGUCUCCUGUUGCUGCUUUUUUUUUAAAAAAAGAGACCUUUUGCUCUAGUUAGGACUAGAGGAGACAGAGUUGGCUACUGACGACUGGAGCGGAGGUCUAGAGGAAUUUGUGAUGUAGUAACUUUGAAUGAAGUGCAGUUGAAUUGUGCUGCAAACCAGCUGUAGCCUGGUGGUUGUACCUCUCAGCUCCUUUCCAGAGUUGAGGUAUCUUGGGUGUGAGUUCUCCCAUCCAGACGCUUCAAUACAUUUGGCAUCUGCCUCCUAAAAAGAGACCAGCUGCCACAUUCUUCCUUCCCCAGCAGGUUCCUCUGCUAAGACAUUUAGUGGCUGAUCAUCUCAGUCUAGCCAGUGGCAAAGAGCUAACUUCGAAGUUACCCAUUGGGAGCGGUUCAUGGGUAGACAUCAUUUCCCUUUAUCCUGUAUAAUUGAAGGUAGUUCUUCCCCCUCCCAACGGUUAUUGCAAGAAUCUAUUAUCUAUUGCCAAGCUUCUGACUUCUCCAGUAUUUCUGGGAGGGAGGGGGCAAUGUGUCGGAACAGCAGUGGACAGAAGGGACCCUCCUAGUUUCUUGAGAAGCUGUUGUUUAGGCAUGAUCGCAUCAUGGCAGUGGUUAAUUCUCCCUGAGAGCCAAGUGAGGGAUGGAAGUGGCUGCAGGGCUCUCCCUCCCCUGAAAUGAAGAGAGCAACUGUGGCCACCCCAAGAGUCUGUAUGUAAUGAAGGACAAGCACUUUGAAAGUGGAAGAUGAGCAAGUCUUCCCAGGGCUUGAUAUGAGAAGCAUGUUAAGGCUUUCUGAUCUGCUGGGAACCAUUUGUGUGAUUGGGGUCCUCCUUGGGGAUACCUCUCUGCCAGGCUUGCCACUGCCAGCAUUUUUGCUUCCCUGCUUUCAUUCUCAUCCUCCCUGCCUCACCACCACCACCUCCUCCUCCUCCUCCUCCCGGGUUGCCCUGUCCUCACUACGGGACUCUGUCCAACUUCUACUUGGUAGCUGAGCCUUAUCUGUCUAGUUCUGUGCUAGACGCCUAAAGAUUGUAGCAUGCUUAUCCAUGCCAGGGCCUGAAGGACUGGCAGACCACAAACCUCCUUACAGUAUUCACUGUGGGUAAUUUAUUUAACUAGCGAAUGUAGAAUUAAAAUAAUUUAAAAGAAAACUAAUGGUUUGUUUGCAAGAUGGUAUGUCCGUUGUACUUGGCCUGAUUUUUCAUUAUUUGUGUUCCUGUUGAUCUUUUCUUCUUCUUUUUUGUGGAGAAAAAGAGAGAGAGAGAAAGAGGGGUUCUCUGUUGGACCUUGGAAUCCAGCUGGAAGCUCCGGCUUGAAACCAGAAGAAGGUGGGAAGGGCAGUGUCAGUCUCCAGGCGCUUGUAUAACGGAAGGCUGCCACUUCUGUCAUCACCCCCUCCAUCUCUCCACCCUGCGGGCUGGCCAAGGAGAUGUGGGGCAGGGGGCUGCAGCUGCUCCAGUGUAACAGCUUUGGGGGCACCUGGCCAUAAGCUUCCGCCGCUACCGCCCGUCCCACCUUGUGUCUUCCCCAUUUUUGCGAGCACUACACAUGAUACCGAAAUGGCUUUUAAAAAAAUGAGGGAUAGUUUUAAAUGUUGUUGGGGAUGAUUUCUUUUGUUCCUUUAUCUGGUCUGCGUUUGUUUGAAGUUUCUGUAUGUAAUGUAGUUUAACGAAACAAAAAAAAAAAAAGUAUUGCCAACCCAUG
Molecule: messenger RNA, 22037 nt
Organism: Podarcis lilfordi (Lilford's wall lizard)
Lineage: Eukaryota; Metazoa; Chordata; Lepidosauria; Squamata; Lacertidae
Source: the annotation of a GenBank genome assembly